GGAGCGGGAGGAGGAGGAGUGGCAGGCGGACGCGCAGGAGGAGGAGGGGGAGUCGUCUGAGGAGGACACGGCCGAGGAUACCUCUACGCCGGCUGUUUGGUUACGAGGUCCUUCGCGAUUCCCAGAUAGGCCGAUACCUGUUGCCUUGCGCCCGCUGAUUCGACCGAGCGGGGAUAUGAGUUGGACUGUCCUCAGUGGCGGUGCUCACAAACACAAGGUCAACGACAUCCUGGGUCUUUUGUGCAGGGAGCACUUCCCAGGCCUGGUCCACUAUCAAGGACGGUACGAGCCGGCCUGGAUGUGGGACCACUACAUCGCCGCCAACAACGAUCAGUUGGAUCGGAGCGGCAGAGCCUUUGAGAACAAGGCGGAGCGGGUAAAGGCCGAGCUCUGGUGUGACGAGGGAUACGAGGAGCGGGCGGCGAUUGUGGCUCACAAUCGAUGCGUUAAACUCGUGAAGGACAUGCAUUAUGAGGCGCAAGUCCAGUGCGUCAUCAACUAUUGUGCACAUUUCCUAAAGCAGAAGAUCGGGAAGACUGAGGCGAGUGAUUUGAAGCUGACCCGAGAGCAAUAUUUACAGGUUCCUGCGUGGUGGUGUCGUAAUGACACCGUGUGCUGGGAGCGCAUAGUGGACAAGUGGUUCAACCCCGAGUGGCAGGCUUUGCAUGACGCUGGCCGGCAGUGGCGAUUGCUGAUGCCAGGUCCAGCGCACCAUCAAGGCAGCCUCAACAACGACGAGUACAGGGCUAGAUGGGUACACACUACACAGACUUAUUUCUCUAAUCUAACAUUCAAUUCAGCAUAAUUUGUAAUCAACUUCUUCCUUUUUCGCAGUCGUCCUCACAUGAAGGCUAGGAGUGCAACCCGUUCGUGCGAUGAGCUCUGGCCCGCAAGGGCAAGGCGACAUCCAACGUCACCUACAACCCUGACGACCCGCCCUCGGCAUACAGCAACCCGUCCGUCCACAGUCGUAUCCAGGCAUACACAGAGAUGGGAAGACAGGUCCAUAGGCCAGACUGGGAUCCGAGGACCCAGCCCCUUGAUGGAGAAGUCAUUAUGAGGGUGGGAGGAGGCAAGAAACAUGGGUGCUACUACAUUGGCGAUUGCCUUGUAGACAUGGCCAGCAUUCCCACCCUCUCCCAGAUUCGAGCGAGGAGCACGACCAAUAGCCCGGCCAUAUGCCCACGGCUGUCCGCGUCGCAGCUCCAAGUGCAGGAAAUUCAGAUUAUUUCUUAUUUAUUCAUAGUUCGUUCAUUUUGUACAUAUAUUUGAUUUGCAUUGUAACAUUGUCAUUAAAUAUUGUAGAACCAAAUGCUAGCGCAAAAGGCGGCGUACGAGGCGGCGUUGGCCGAAGAGAGGAGAUUACGAGAAGAGAACGAGCAGAAGCAGGCGGCCGAGAUGGCCCAGAUGUACAACUACAUUCGAAGUCUUUCUGUCCAAAUGGGUAAUCCCAUCCCAGUCUUCCCUGUGGUUCCUGCUCCUAUUACUCCUCCGAAUCUAUCGGCGGCAUCGAAUACGCCAGACUUGUCGCCGGGCAUCUCACCGACGCUCCCACAGCAGUUGUUCCCACCUCAGUUCGGCGGCCCACCACCGUUCGACGGCCCACCGCAGCCAUAAACUAGUUUAUUUCAAUAUUUAUGGACUUGUGAACUUCUAGAUAUGUAUUUGUGAACUUCUGGAUAUGUUGUGAACUUGCAGGACUUUGCAUUGGACUUCUGGAUGUGUUUGAAGUUAUUUGUGGCUAGUUGUGA
This is a messenger RNA of Panicum virgatum (switchgrass), 1751 nucleotides long. RefSeq lists its product as uncharacterized. NCBI's taxonomy places the organism in Eukaryota, Viridiplantae, Streptophyta, Magnoliopsida, Poales, Poaceae. Gene Ontology annotation, biological process: transposition. The transcript is spliced from 5 exons. The coding region runs from base 176 to 805 and encodes 209 amino acids. The record is from RefSeq and is a predicted model, not a curated record.